Molecule: messenger RNA, 2123 nt
Organism: Chiloscyllium plagiosum (whitespotted bambooshark)
Lineage: Eukaryota; Metazoa; Chordata; Chondrichthyes; Orectolobiformes; Hemiscylliidae
Biological process (GO): protein localization to plasma membrane; regulation of adenylate cyclase-activating G protein-coupled receptor signaling pathway
Cellular component (GO): endoplasmic reticulum; plasma membrane
Molecular function (GO): corticotropin hormone receptor binding; signaling receptor regulator activity; type 5 melanocortin receptor binding
Source: RefSeq, a predicted model, not a curated record
UGUUCCAGCAAUAAAGUUUCAACUUGUGUGAUUUUUUAACCUAGUCAGAGAGGUGUGACGUACAUUCAAAAUGUCUUUGAAAAAAACACUAAGCGCUAUAACAUGAGACCGUACGGACCAGGUGCUGGAAAGUGUGAUUAGAACGGGCUGCCCGUUUAAUCAACAGGAGUAAAAUGAUGGGCUGGAUGGCCCCUUCUCGCGCUGUCACUUUUCUCUGGGUUAAUUCCGUGAUGUAUCUGAUUGAACAUUGUAAAGUGAGAGCUGGCCAGCAGAGGGAGUUUCCAGUCUAACAGGGAUUUCAGGCACGGUGCCUGACUCAGUUACAGUGACCACCAGCAGCAGCAGCAGCUGAACUGGGACAGACUCCUCUCGCUGGAUGGUGUGUCUGGUCGGCGGUCGGUGUACUCUCUCUGUUAGAGCCUGGAUAUCACCAUGACCGAGAUUAGAGCCCUGGCAGGGUCCAAAAACUCUUCCGAGGAGUCGUUGAUGAACGGUCAGAUUUAUGAGUACGAAUAUGAAUAUUACGAAUUGGACAUUUCUUUUGAAGGUCUUAAAGCGAACAAGUAUUCCAUUGUAAUAGCAUUCUGGGUUGGUCUCGCUGUCUUCAUGAUAUUUCUCUUCAUAAUUCUAAUGUUGAUGUCACGCUCAGGCUCUUCACCUGCACAAACUGACAACUUACAAAAAAAGUCAACAAAAAAGGUCAAGAGGAACGAUGGUCAUCAAGUACAGGACGAAAAUGUGUCCAGCUGUGUCGCUUCAUCCUUAAUGCCUGUAGACAUUGGAGCUGUGGCAAGUGUAAAUCUCAACAAUGAACAGAACAGCCUCGAAGUUUCUGAAGGUCCGCAGUCACUGCUGGAUAACAUUAUCAUUUCUACCAGAGUUAUUCCAUGAUCAGGCAAUCUAAAACCUGUAAUGAAGUUCCAGUUCUCAGGAAGGGGAAAAACCUGUUGGUAACAAUAUUUAGUAUUGCAGUUAAAAAAAAAAUGUUAUAAAUCAUUCCAUAAGUGCUAAUGGUUCAAGGGGUUUCUUAGAAUUCUCAAUAGUAUAUGUUUGUGGGUGGACAUUGUACUGUUUGACAUGAGUAACAAAUGUGCUUAUAUCAAAUUCUUCUGUCAGAAUUUUAGCAAAGUUUUAACUUAAUUGUCUUUUAACUUAAUUGCCUUUAAAAUGUCAGAAUGAGGCAAGUCAUAUAAAUAUGCUAAUGCAUUUGUUGCUAACAGCAGAAAUUUCAUUCUAUUUGUCAUUGCACAACAUAGUGGAUCUGCUUCUAAUCCAUUUAAAACUCAUUACUGUGCAGUUAAAGUUGGGCUGACCGUUUCUGCUGUUAAAGUUUGAAGUUUAACAGAAAAUAUCAGGUUUCAAACAAAUCCCACAUACUCUCACACAUAUCUCCAUUACUUAGCUCUUAACACGAACUGAAUCUUAUUAUUUCAUGUGCAAUGUGAAAACAAAUUUGAGUGAGAACUGCUUUUCACUUAUAUCUUAUUUGUACAAAUAUCAAUUUAAAAAUUAAUUCAAAUUCACUGUUCACUAUGUUACCAAAUACAUUAACUGCCAGGACCAAAUUUACAUUAAAAGCUAUGUUUAUUUUUUAAACUGUGGCAUCUCAUCUCUAAGUCAGAAGUCCGGGGAGUUUGCUGAAGUGAGGAUUGGCUGCUGCAUCUCCCACAUUACAGCAGCAUCCACACUUCAGAAAAAUACUUAAUUAACUUCAGUGCCACAUCCUGAGUUUCCGAAGGUGCCAAAUAAGUGCAAGUCCUUUUUUUACUUACUUGAUCUGAGAUCCAGCUGAAAAUGUGUUGCUGGAAAAGCGCAGCAGGUCAGGCAGCAUCCAGGGAACAGGAGAAUCGACGUUUCAGGCAUACGCCCUUCUUCAGGAUCUGAGAUCUGAGAUCCAGACGAGUUAGAAAUGUGAGGAGAGUCCAGUGUAAAUAGAAUUGGGCAACUGUUUCAUCCUGACUCAGUUAUUUCCUCGGGUGCUACUGGUUGGCAGCUUUCUCUUUUGAAAAGAAUUUUGGUGAUGGGUUCAUUGAAAAGUGAGGAUGAACAUAGACCAGCAGCAAACCACUCUCGCUCCUCCAAGACCGUGUUAGGGAACUGGAGCGGGAGCUGGAUGAACUUCG